Messenger RNA from Prorocentrum cordatum, 655 nucleotides. Lineage: Eukaryota; Dinophyceae; Prorocentrales; Prorocentraceae. The record is from the annotation of a GenBank genome assembly.
GCUCUGCUCAAUUAUCCUGGGGCCGCUGGAGGCUUCGACUGGCGCCAUAGGCUGCUACUCCAUCGGGUCGAGGGGUCUCUUGUGGAUCUGUCUGACGCUGGACUUCGAUUUGGUUCUGGUCGAUUUUUCGGUGGCGCGGCGUCGUGUUAUCGGUCGCCGCCAGCCCUUCCCUGCUGACGUUGCGAUAGAGUGCUGCGUCUUGGACCCCGUCGACAACUGGGAGCUUGUAAACUACCGGCGGGGCGCCCGCCAGCGGGCUCACAUCCUCGUCGCCGACGUGGUCGACGCGGACGGCAAUAUCGUCUGGGUGUUGAGCAUGCCGACCGACGCGCGCUUCGGAGAGAUCGUUGGCCAGGGUUUGGGUGUCUUCCGCCUGGGCGGGGAGGAGCGCUUUGUCACCCUGGUCUCGAGGGACAAGUUGGACGCAUUCAAGCGUGAGGCGGCUCUCGGAGCAAGUGGCCGUCGAGCGCUGGAAACUGCCCGAGUGAAGGGGCAAGCGGGCUCGUCGCCGGCCGAUGGGAUCCUGGAGAUGCGGGCCGCUGUCGACGCCGUGCAGCCCGAAAUGGGGCAGAAGCUGCGGCGCUUCGAUGGGCCGAGUGCUGCGGCGGAGUUCUGCGAGCAGGUGAGAGAUGGAGCUGGGGGCUUCAUCUCGUAG